Messenger RNA from Synchytrium microbalum, 8067 nucleotides. RefSeq lists its product as uncharacterized. The transcript is spliced from 17 exons. The coding region runs from base 1 to 8067 and encodes 2688 amino acids. Gene Ontology annotation, cellular component: cytosol. The record is from RefSeq and is a predicted model, not a curated record. Gene Ontology annotation, molecular function: protein kinase regulator activity. Lineage: Eukaryota; Fungi; Chytridiomycota; Chytridiomycetes; Synchytriales; Synchytriaceae. Gene Ontology annotation, biological process: cellular response to amino acid starvation; regulation of translation.
AUGUCACGCCGGCAGCAGCCUGCCAAGCAAGCAGCUCUCGGCCUCGAGGAACAGGACGAGGAUGAUGACUUGUUCUUUGAGCAAAACCUGGCAAGGCAGCAGGAGGAAGAACUGGCGUUGCCUUGGACGGAAUUCAUUGAAAAGAGGUUAUAUCCUGCUGUGUCCAUAUCAAAACCACGUGAAAGAAUAAAUAUAUGGUCCCAAUCUGUGGCAAAAAUCAAACAAGAUGAACCAGAAUCUUUGCAUCUACAAGCUCUACUUGAAGCUGUCUUUGCUUCUCUUCCAAGGUACUCUGACAAGGAGUCAAGGAAUGCUGUCUGGCAGCUCGUUAUUACGCUCAUGUCGGCAAACCGCUUCAGUAAAACCGAUCAAGCUGGUGAUCCUGUCCUCCUCAUGGCUAUUACUCGCAUGCUAGAACGUGAACUCAAAUCCUCCUCGCUGCUCUGGGCCCCCAGUAUUUUAUUCGCAUAUAGUGCUUUUGCAACAAAGUUGAUGGCCCAAACCCCAAUAUCGUACUCUCUAACGACUGCCACAAAGAUUUUGCUCAGUCAACAAGUAAACUUGUGGCAAUCUUUGGUUGACCAACCUGCCAAAAAAUUCACUCUAGCUGCCACUCGUGCUUUCAGAUACCUGCUUCGACAAAAUCCUCAACGAAUCCAGCCUAUCAUCGAAUUCGUUUGCACAAAUAUGACUGCAGAUUCUUGGAAAUAUUGCUUGCUUUUAGAUCCCUGUAUGCGAGCCACACCUGUCAUGGACAAAUCUUUAGCUGACGACCUUCUCAAGACGUUUGCAAAGGCAGUCAACACAACAAAGUCCGCAAUCCCUGAUGCAUACUUGGAAUCGUUUAGUGUCUUCUUCCACAAACACAUCACCGCCGAGAUGAUUGAUGCAGAACUUAUGGCGUCAGCUGAGAAGCUUUUACUUCGUUCUCCGGAAGUCGUAUUGAAAGUCUAUACCCAUGUGUUUCGCCAUGUUCCUAUAAAUGCCAGUCAAUGGUAUAUCAAGUUUGCGGAAUCCCUCGUUAAACAUUUGCAGUCGAGUAAUGACGAUGUACAAACUGCUGCAGUGGAUUUCAUAUCAAUCUUGACCAAGAAGAGUACCGACUCUCUACAUGUAGUCGCGGACGUGAUGAUUAAGGCCCUGAAUUCCAAAGUUCCCAAUCCAGAUCACCGUCAAGCCAUUGUCGUAGCUUUAUCAUCGUUACCGCUGUCAACAGAAACAUCGAUUCGAGUGGUGCAACACUUGACGAGUCUAGCCAGCAAGGAGACGAAUGAAGCCGUCGUCUCUACCAUACUAAGUAGCCGAAUGUCGCACAUCAGCUUUAUUAUUGAUAACGUGGCAGCUACUAAAGAACUGCUCCAAGCCAUCUUGUUUGGCAUGGGUUCAGACAAAGCUGUAAAUAGACAAGGAUAUUUGACAUGUCUGGAAUCUUGCCUGGCCAGUCGAACGGCUCAUGUAUUCUUGGGCGAUAGUAGCGUCAAACUAAUCAAGGAAGAUGCAUGUAAAACUUUGGAAAAGGUGUCGGCUGUAGGAAUCGGCAUAUUAGACUCGUCAAAGAAGGAGGUUUUCACUCUCGUGGAAGGGUUUUUAGCAUUGAGCUGGCUGUUGCAAGUCGACAAAGAGAAUGGUCUGUCAUGGCUUACCAAAGCCAAGUUUGCUUUGGACUCGAGAUUAUACUUGAAACUUGACACCCAAAUGCCAUUUGUAAAUUGUGUCAUCGAGUUAUGCCAGUCUCAUUAUAAUAGUGAUGAUUCAGCAUUGAUGACUAACCUGUCAAAUGCUUUGGUAUUUUGUCUCGUAUCUACUCCACUAUUCCGCAUCCGAAAUGCCACAACGCAAAAAGUAUCAGAUUUGUGCAAAAAUAGUGUGGAGAUGCAAAUUCGCAUCCUACACUUGAUUGGAACUGGUGCUCAUGAGUUACUAACUGGCAGUAACCAAUCUGAAGAAAUCAGUGCUUGGAACGACAAACCAGCAUUUUGUGGUAAUGAGUUAGGAUCUCUGAUAUUUAGAGCCUUGGAAGCACCAUUCCAAACUCAUAGUGUUACUAAUAAGGAUGUACAGGCGCCAACAGCUCAGCAGCUGGAGAAGGAAUUGGCAGAUCUGCUGGUUUUAUUGUGUCAUCCUGUAAUUACGAAUGUGAAUGGAACAGAUGCUUGGGUGAGGUUGACAGUAAAAGCUGGGUUGGAUGCCAUGAAAGUCGUCGAAGCCCAUGGCCCUGAGCUUGUGUCAUCGUGGUUGAGUUUGCCGAUUAUCCCGUCAAUUCCCGCAAUAGUUCUGGCCAGUCAGAUCGCACCUACCACCAUAUUCCCGCUAAUAAUCCCUUAUAUAAGAUCCAGCCUUGCCAUCAAAGUUGGUCAGAACGACUAUGAUAUAUACCAAGCACCGCCCGACCAACUACAUGCCGAAUUUACUAGCAACGCACCAACGACUCCCAAAGCCUCGUCGAGUAGAUCGUGGGAACUAGAGAGACAGCUCAUGGAAGCUAAAGGCAAGAAGCCGCCACCAAAGACUGCAAAGUCUGUGGAUUCAAAAAAGUCGUCGGAACGCGCUCAGCAACUUGAAAAAGAAGCUGAAAUUCGACAACGUGUCCAACUAGAUGUAAAUAGUAUCAAAAAGGCUGUUAUACUACUAGGAGCAGUCAUUGAGGCCGUUAGUGGCCCAUUAGGAGGCGAUGCAUUCGAGCAACUCGAACUGUGGUUGUCUCCCAUUCUAGAUAGUAUCUUGUCAUAUUCUUCAGAUGGAGACCGAGCUCCUGUGUCGAAAGCAGAAGUCGUCAAUGCUUACUUCCGCUUGGCAGAAACACUAGAUCUCCAUCCUCUUAUACCGUCCGUGGUCGCAGCCGUCGUUUUACGAACUUUAAAUGUAAAAGAAGGACCGAAUGGUAUUCCCAUAAAGUGGUGUCAGACAGAGUAUGCUUCAGCACUAUCGCAUAUGAUGACGAUGCUAAAAAAGAUUGAUCGAUUCGAGCCUUUAGAGUUCAUAUAUGUAUUCACGUUGUUGGAGACUGUCAUCAUGCAACGUGGUCGAAUUCCGACGCUCCGUGACAAGCAAAUCAACGAUACAAUAAUGACAUGUGCAGAUAUCCUCCUUACCCAUGCAAGUCUUACUACGCUGGAACAUGUUCCGCGAGGUGAGAUGGUAAAAUGUGUAAUUCAUCUCUUGACCAAAUAUCCACGAGUCCACAAGAGAGGCCGAGAAGGUCUCUUAACCAUGUGUGCUGCUGUCGGAGAAUCCAUGGCAGCUGCUAAAGAAGACGAGCUCGAAACCUCUAGUCCUGUAAAUGGGAAAUCCCCUCAUAGUCGUGGCUUUCGCGAUGACGUCGGUGUCGUCAAAGAAUUAGUAGAAGGGCUGGUGUCGGAAGAGGCCGCUGUCCGGGAAGCUUGUUUGGCAGCCUUGACAUAUGUUGAGGUCCCAGCGUUGCUAGAGGACGAUUUUGAUGCUCGAGUCUGGACGUUGAAGCAUGAUACAGCUGCUGAAGCAGUCGUACAAGAAGCUCAGUCAUUGUGGGAAGAAUGGAAUGGUGAAGAUACUGUAAAAGAAUCAGUCAUUACUCAUAUUUUAGAUCUUACAGUGCAUUCGACAUCAGCCAUUCGAGUCGCUGCAGGUCUUGGUCUGAGGUCUGCAUUGGACGUGCAUACAGAGUCAUUGACUUCGGCGCUGGAAUAUCUUUACAAGACCUACGCUGAAAAGGUCGAGAUAUUACCGCCAGAAUUUGACGACUAUGGCAUGGUAAUUCCACAUACUUUGAACCGCCCAGACCAAUGGGAAGCUAGAUUUGGUGUUGCAUUGGCCCUGCAAGCUGUCGCUCCAACGCUAAAUCAAUCAACAUUACUGGAAUUCUUUGCAUUUUUGAUAUCGUCACAAGCUCUUGGUGACCGGUCCGACAUAGUCCGUAAAACCAUGUUGCAAGCUGGUGUAGAGGCAGUCAAGGGCCCUGGUAAAGAAAGUGUAAAGCCCUUAUUGUCUAUAUGUGAUGAAUUUCUCUCUCGCCCCGCUGGACAGUCGGAGGAACAUGAUCGAAUGCGAGAGGCCGUCGUUAUUCUGCUUGGCACUCUGUCACAACAUCUGGAUUCGUCUGAUCCGACCAUUCCGACUGUAGUAUCUAAAUUGAUUGAGACUUUGAAGACGCCAUCAGAGAUUGUUCAAUCAGCAGUAGCUGAGUGCUUGCCAGCUCUUGUAAAAGUCAUUCCAGGCAAUUCUAAAGAUUUAGCAGACUCCUUAUUGAAGCAAAUGUUUGAGAGUCCGAAAUAUGCAGAACGUCGUGGAGCCGCCUAUGGACUGUCUGGUGUAGUGAAAGGUCGUGGUAUUUCGGCUCUCAAAGAGUUUGGAAUAAUGCAAUCAUUGAAGGAGGCAGUUGAAGAUAAGAAACGCAUGGAACGUCGAGAAGGAGCUCUAUUUGCAAUCGAGACAUUGUCGUUGACAUUAGGCCGUCUAUUCGAACCCUUUAUAGUACAGAUACUUCCACUACUACUUGUCUGCUUCGGAGACUCGUCACAGGAUGUACGAGCUGCGACCGAAGACGCUUCUCGAGCCAUCAUGUCGAAACUAUCCGCCCACGCCGUCAAAUUGGUAUUACCAAGUCUCUUGAAUGGUCUGGCUGAUAGACAAUGGCGGGCAAAAUGUGGUAGCAUAGAGUUAUUGGGAUCCAUGGCCUUUUUGGCACCAAAGCAACUCAGUCUGAGUCUACCAACUAUAAUUCCGCGUUUGGUCGAAGUGCUCAGCGAUACUCAUUCCAAAGUUCAAGAAACGGCAAAAAUGGCCUUAACUCAUUUUGGAUCGGUUAUAAAGAAUCCAGAGAUUCAAGCCUUGGUACCUACUAUUCUUCAAGGAAUGGUUGAUCCAAAUAACAAGACCCUGACAGCUCUCACUGCCUUACUCGAGACCACGUUUGUCCACUAUAUCGAUGCACCAUCUCUAGCUCUAGUCAUUCCCAUAUUACGGAGAGGUUUGAAAGAACGGUCAACUGACGUUCGCAAAAAAGCUGCACAAAUUAUGGGCAAUAUUGCCUCCCUGACUGAACAAAAAGAUUUGACGCCAUAUCUACCAGUAUUGAUGCCAGGCUUGAAGGAGGUCCUUGUAGAUCCAGUACCUGAGGCUCGAUCUAUCGCUGCUCAUGCUCUUGGUAGUAUGGUACAAAAAUUAUCGGAAGACGUCUUCCCAGGUCUCGUAUCAGAACUAUUGCAAACUCUAAAAAGUGAUACUUCUGCAGUGGACAGAUCUGGUGCAGCGCAAGGCCUAUCAGAAGUGCUUGCCGGUAUUGGAAUAGAGAGAAUGGAAGCCAUGCUACCCGAAAUUCAACUCAACAUAUCCUCGCCACGACCAUAUGUGCGUGAGGGCUUCAUGCUCCUCUUUAUAUAUUUACCUCUUACCUUCGGUGAAAAGUUCCGUCCAUACCUCGGUUCUAUGAUUCCAGCAUUACUCAAAGGAUUGGCCGAUGACGCUGAACCUGUAAGGGAUGCCGCUUUACGUUCCGGUCAAAUGGUCAUUCGUGGUUACGCUAAGUCUGCCAUUGACUUGCUUCUGCCUGAGCUCGAACGUGGUCUCUUUGAUAACAACUGGCGUAUCCGACAGUCGUCUAUACAACUUAUGGGAGACUUGUUAUAUAAGGUUGGAGGUGGUAACACUAACACCGAUAGUGAUGAAGAAGAUGAUGAAGAUGCAGCUGAUGAGAGCGAUACCAUUACGAAAUCGUCGCUGGUUGAGGCCCUUGGUAUCCACAGAUACCAAACCGUCAUGUCUUCUAUAUAUAUUAUUAGAGCCGAUAACAUCGCCAUCGUCCGUCAAGCUUCACUCCAUGUCUGGAAGUCUAUUGUGGUCAAUACCCCUCGUACAUUGAAAGAAAUAUUCCCUGUAAUGAUGUCGAUACUCAUCAACUGUUUCUCGAGCUCGUCUACUGAAAGGCGUGGAGUCGCUGCAAGAACAUUAGGAGAUUUAGUUCAGAAGAUGGGUGAAACGGUUCUCGCCCAGAUAAUACCCAUCCUCGAAUCUGGUAUUACUGAUGCUGAUCCAGCAACUCGUCAAGGUGUCUGCAUCGGUAUGACUGAAAUCAUGGCUGCGCUCAGCAAAACACAAGGGGGAGAAUUUGCUACGCAUAUUAUUGGUCCUAUACGUAAAGCGUUGGUGGAUGAGGAAUCAGAAGUGCGAGAGGCAGCCGCACAAGCAUUUGAUUCUUUGCAUCAGAUUUUGGGCGCUAGAGCUAUUGACGAAGUACUGCCUAGUUUGCUCAACGAUUUGAAGUCUGGAGGUGGAAACACAUAUGCAUUGGAGGCACUCAAAGAGAUAAUGGCUGUCAGGUCCAAUGUUGUGUUCCCCGUUUUGGCCCCGACUUUGAUGGCAAGGCCCAUAACGUCGUUCAACGCCAGAGCAUUAGGCACAUUGAUAACGGUAGCAGGAUCUGCUCUGAAUCGUCGACUUGGUUCUAUCGUAUCAGUGUUGUUGGAUGCUGUUGAAGAUGAAGAUGAGGGUGCAGCUGAGGCGGAGAACACCCUCAAAAUUCUGCUUUUGAAGAUCACCACUGACGAUCUCCCAACGAUAAUGACCAUACUGAUUGAAGGUCUUCGAGAAGGAUCUGCUAGUCGCCGACAAGCAACGUGCAAGGCUCUUGUAGUAUUCUUUGCUGAGACGGAAGCUGACUUGAACGAUGACUUAAAUGAUUGGAUUGAAAGACUCAUUGAACUAAUGACUGACGAAGAUAUGGUUGAGAAUGCUACCGCUGCUCUUGAUGCAUUACUCAAAAGAAUUAGAAAGGAUGAUCUUGAUAGAUAUGUAUCACCAGUUCGAAGAGCCAUCUCCAUGGCAUGUAGUAAUCUUGAUGAAGGUGAAAUAGUAAAAGGCUUUGCUAGUACAAAAGGCGUAUCUGGCAUCUUGUCCAUAUUUUUGCAAGGCCUGUCUUAUGGAAGUGCUGACAUUCGAGAACAAUCCGCACUCGGUCUUGGUGAUGUAGUUACAAGAUCGACACCUGAAGCACUAAAGCCAUUCGUCACUCAGAUGACUGGUCCAUUGAUUCGAGUGGUUGGAGAUCGGGUCCCAUCUGGUGUCAAGUCCGCCAUUCUUUAUACAUUGGGGCUGCUUUUAAAGAAAGUGCCAUUGCAUUUGAAGCCAUUUUUACCUCAACUCCAAAGAACCUUUAUCAAGGCCUUGUCUGAACCAGGCUCCAACAUUGCUCGCGAUAGAGCUGCAAACAAUCUGUCACUGCUUAUACCACAACAGCCUCGAUUAGACCCACUAGUUGUCGAACUAACACAAGGCAUACGUGCUGCUGAAGAUCGUGGUGUAAAGGAAGCCAUGUGGCAGGCAAUGUAUGGAUUGGUGAAGAAUUUACGAGCAGGAAGGGAAAUAAAUGAAAGUAGCAAGUCUGGCCUGCAGAAUUUAUUGAUGGAAGCCAUUCUAUCUGAAUCAACGGAUGACAAUGUGAGAGUGAAGGCUUCCAGAUGUUUGGGUUGCUUUUGUGAAUAUGCUACCCCAGCCGAAGCCCUCAACAUUAUUGGUAUUCUCGGCAGUAGCCCAGCUCUACAUGGAGUAGUGUUAUCUUGGAAAUCUAUACUGGACGAAUGCCCUUCCCUGAUUGAUAGCCUAUCGCUCCAAGCCCAAUGUCAGCGCGCACUGAUAGAAGGAUUAGGUAGCGACAAGCUACUCAUUGGAGAAUCCGCUGUAAAGGCCACUGGUAGGUUUCUGACAAGAGAUGGAAGUCAUGGCAGUACAGAGGGCGAUGAGUUAGUGCCAAUUCUCGCUAGUAUAUUAACCGCUGCUGGAAAAGAAAAUGAAGUCCGACGAGAAUCCCUUGUGGUUCUCAAAAAGUUGGCCAAAAAGCAACACUCAAAGUCUAUAUUGGGUAAUCUGUCUGUGUUGGUUCCGCCGGUCAUGGUUUGUGUGAGAGACCGUAUUAUAUUUGUGAAGCUUGCAGCAGAGAGGUGUCUGUUGCACCUCUUUCAGCUGUCACAAGGAGAGAACGUGUUACAGGGGUAUUUGAAGACGCUAGAUGCAGCAAAUGCUCGUAGUGUCGGUGAUUAUGCUCGUAGAGUCCUCAGUAAAUUGUCGCAAGAUGAAGAAAGUGAUGAUGACGAAUGA